ACAAGCCCGGCAAUUCGGGCAAUUCAGCAAAUUUUCAAACGUUUUUGCGUUGCUAUGUAUGGCAAUAAAGAAUUAUUUAUGUAUUCAACAAUGGUUUAAGCGUAGGAUGUGAUUGUCCUGCGUCUCGCAAAAGGUUUGUAAGACCAGAAUGUAUGCAACUGAAGUGAUGGCUGCAGGAUUAUCUUGACGAAGCAUUUCCAAGUCAUAAUAUAAUGGACCAAGCAGAGUUAUUCACCUUCAAGUACAUUUCUCCAGUUGAGUUACAACAAGUGGUGAAAAGUGUUCAACAAAAGCGGCAGGACAGUCUGAUAGAUGAAAAAUGGCGAGACAGACUUCAGAGACUUCAAACGUCGCACUUGAAAGAAGUGGUGGAUGUGAAAGAAGAACAAGAAAAUCAGACAGAGUCAUCUGAAAAUGAUUUCAGUUCUGAGAGUGAAAACGAAAGCCCCUCUAAAAGCAGUAGUUACAACAGCAGCACUUCUGAAGACACGUCCAAUUUUAAAGAAGCAGAACAGCCGCAGCCAACACGUAGAUCGAAGAAAUCAGUCCAGGCUAAAGUGGUACAGAAGCCUAUGCCCCACAGACAUACCAUUGCAAACAUCAAGAAGUGCCAGACAGAUUUGAGAGACCUCUUCAUUACGAUUCUCAGGAAAUUUGAAAUCAAGCAAGUGGUGCACGAAGACGAGUCCGAAGACGCAGAACAGAGGAGGAAGAUCAGGCUGUCUGAAUUCACUGCCAGACUAAGGAGGAAUUAUUUGUGCACCUUGAAAUUUGAGACUGAGCGUGCAAAUCUCUUCAUUCGGAGACAAGAUGAGAGCUCUGCUGCCAAGCAGGCAGCUCUCCGAACCCUGAGUCGAGCAUUAGCCGUCUCACGUUCAGCCUUGAAGGCUUUUCAAAUUCAAACUGCUCUGUGGGUUGACUUCCUCCUCAAGUUGGAUGUGCUCCAAGAGAUCCUGGAGCUAAUGGCUGGCCUUGAUGAAGCAUUGGAAGUGAUGAAUGUCUUGGACGACGAGUAUAUUCAAGCAAGGAAAAGUUUGUACAGCGCACUUUCCAAAGCUUACGUUGAUGCCGAGCUUGAGAGACUACGGAGGGAAAAUACCCAAAUGCCAAGCCUAAAAAUCGCAAAGCCUGCAGUUAAACAAGUUGCAAAGAAAAGGCCUGGUUUUGUAAAGAAGCAAAUAGGAGUGCCUGGAAAGAAACAGCCCCUUUUAAAAUCCAAGAAACAAAGUCCAACUGAUCAACCUGCAAAGCUGGAUUUACAAAUCCCUAUCAGAGUACCUGAAAAAUCCAGAGAAGGCCCCAAUGCCAAGCUCCUAAUGAUGAAACAUGACAGUCUUGAUAACGCCGCGCAUACUGAAAUCCAAUCUGCUCGAGCUUUACGUGGGACAACAGAGGUAGAGACUCAAACAGAUGGACAGACAAUGCCUUUAGAGGAAACUGCUAGUUUGGGGUGUGAUAUUUAUCAACUAGCUCAGGAGGUAUUGAACGAAGUGUCUGACGGGAACAGUGAAGAUAAAAUGGCUGCAAUCAUUGAGCAGAUUAUUUGCCAAGAACUAAUCUAAGUCUUGUGAUAGAUGUAAGAAAAGCCUGACGUAUUUUUCAACGAAAAUUUCCACUACAUUUAUUAAACAAAAAUAUAUUUUGACGUUAA
This is a messenger RNA of Cloeon dipterum, 1651 nucleotides long. RefSeq lists its product as uncharacterized. Bases 213 to 1562 code for a protein of 449 amino acids. The transcript is spliced from 7 exons. NCBI's taxonomy places the organism in Eukaryota, Metazoa, Arthropoda, Insecta, Ephemeroptera, Baetidae. The record is from RefSeq and is a predicted model, not a curated record.